AUGGUGGCGCUCGCCAAAGUCGCGCAGGGCCUCUAUGUGGCUCUGACACUCACUGCGCUUACCUACACCUUCUUCAGCUUCGUCGCACAUUACGCACAGGAUAAUGCCUCCUUCAACACAGUAUCGCGGAGUAUUGUGCGCCUAGUCGCAGUCGGCGCCUUGCUAGCAACGCUCGGCGCCGAGGCCGUACUAUUGAGCACUCAAACGCCAGUGCCUGUGGCGUCCACUGAACAUACUCUCAGCCUGGUUUAUACAUUUGCGGCUUGGAUUUUGAUGUGCUUGCGGAAGAGAUUGCUGGUUGUCGACUUAUUUUCCCUAUCGCUUCUUGCCAUUGUGCUCGGUGGGCCGGUAUUAGUGAUUGAGGUUGUCUCUGGGACAGCGACUCGCAUUUACAUACCACAGGUUGUGCGUCUCGUCAUUACAUUACUGCUCCUUGUGGAUAGUGCGAGAUGGCUGCGCAAGACAUCGAGACCUGAACAGAAACUGGACGACGAGGCGCAGCCUUUGCUUGCAGACAGUGCUUCUGCAAGGUCUUCUCACAGCUCCUUUGACUCGCACACCCUUGGUGCUGAUUCCCCGGCCAAGGUUCAAAGUGACAGGGACAGCGAUACCGCAUCCGUCGCCAGCGAUGACUCCGAGGACGAUUUCGACUCUGCAGCUAGUCGACUUCGCAAGAGCGGAAGCUGGAUCGAGUACCUCGGCAACUUCAAAGUGUUCCUGCCGAGCCUCAUUCCCCGCAACGACGUCAAGGUCCAGGCCUGCCUGGUCAUCUGCAUACUCGCAGUCCUCACAGGGAGAGCGCUUACCAUCAUUGUCCCACAGCAGCUGGGCAGAGUGGCUGACGAGCUCGUUUCGGGCACGUUGCCUAUCAAGGCGCUGCUAGUGUACUACCUGCUCACUCUGCUCGAUGGCGACUGUGGUAUUGGCUUUGUCGAAAAGUUGACAAAAAUACCUGUGCAGCAGUUUUCUUUCAAGAAAUUGUCCAACUUGGCCUUUAGCCAUGUCAUGAGCCUCGAGAUGAACUUUCACGACAGCCAAGACUCUGCCGAGGUCAUGAAGGCCGUCGAACAGGGCGAGGCGCUCACCAAUAUCCUCGACACGGCCAUUCUCGAGAUGAUGCCCACUGUCCUCGAUACCGGCACCGCCUUUGUUGUUCUCUACGCCAAGUUUAACGCUGCUGUUGCCGUCACCAUGGUCACCGCCGCCGUUCUCUUUCUGACUGUCGAAAUUGUGACCUCGAGCUGGAAUAUCGACAAUCGCCGGCGUGUCACAAAAGCAGAGCGCCGGCAGACUCGCAUCAUGCACCAAGCUGUCCAGGGCUGGCGAACUGUAUCGGCUUUCAACAUGUUUUCCCAUGAGAGACGCCGCUACGGUGACGCCGUCGGCGCCAACAACCGCGCAAAGUUCAAUUGGGGCGUCCGCGACGCUUAUAUUGAAGCCAUUCUUGGCGUCAUCAUGCCCACUACAUUCUUCUGCCUUGCUCUCAUCCUCGCCCGUGAGAUAUACGCCGGUCGUGCUUCGCCAGGUGACUUUGUCUUUUUAGUGCAGUACUGGGAAAUGCUCCUGUGGCCGCUCAAGUACCUCUCUCAAGACUACCGCUACCUCAUGAAGGACCUGAUUGACGCCGAGCGCCUGCUCGCGCUCCUCAAGACGGAGCCGAAAAUCACAGACGAUCCCGACGCCGUGCCGUUGGGCCCCGUCAAAGGCGAGGUCAGAUUCGAGCAUGUUGAUUUUGCCUACGACGCGCGAAAGGGAGCCCUUCACGACGUCAACAUUUCUGCAGCGCCCGGUGAGACGAUUGCGCUGGUCGGUGCCACGGGUGCCGGCAAGUCGACCAUUACUAAGCUGUUGAUGCGCUACUACGAUAUCACGGGUGGGCGCAUCACCAUCGACGGAACUGACAUUCGCUCCGUAACGCAGGGCUCCCUGCGCGACGUCAUUGGCCUCGUGCCCCAGGAUCCGCUGCUGUUCAACGCCACCAUCAUGGAGAAUCUCCGUUAUGCGCGUCUUUCAGCCACCGACGAGCAGAUUCACGAUGCGUGUCGUGCCGCCGCCAUCCACGAGCACAUUCUGUCUUUCCCCGACGGCUACGCCACCAAGGUCGGCGAGUCUGGCACGCGGCUGUCGGGCGGUGAGCUGCAGCGCAUCGCCAUUGCGCGCGUCUUCCUCAAAGAUCCGCCGAUCCUGAUCCUGGAUGAGGCUACGAGUGCUGUUGACACCAAUACGGAAGUGUCGAUUCAGCUGGGGCUCGGAAGAGUGAGCGAGAAGCGCACGACGUUUGUGGUUGCGCAUCGGCUGUCGACUGUCGUGCGCGCAGACCAGAUCCUUGUGCUCGAUGCAGGGCAGAUUGUGGAAAGUGGCACGCAUCAGGAGCUGCUGCGUCUGGGAGGAAAGUAUUAUUCGCUCUGGGAGAACCAGAGAGGCGGCAUGCUGGAGGCUGAGACGCCAGAGACGGAAGCGGACGAGUAG
Messenger RNA from Beauveria bassiana ARSEF 2860, 2469 nucleotides. RefSeq names its product abc transporter. Gene Ontology annotation, cellular component: membrane. NCBI's taxonomy places the organism in Eukaryota, Fungi, Ascomycota, Sordariomycetes, Hypocreales, Cordycipitaceae. Bases 1 to 2469 code for a protein of 822 amino acids. Gene Ontology annotation, biological process: transmembrane transport. The record is from RefSeq and is a predicted model, not a curated record. Gene Ontology annotation, molecular function: ATP hydrolysis activity; ABC-type transporter activity; ATP binding. The transcript has a single exon.